This is a messenger RNA of Pangasianodon hypophthalmus (striped catfish), 3497 nucleotides long. RefSeq names its product ADP-ribosylation factor GTPase activating protein 3 (gene arfgap3). Gene Ontology annotation, molecular function: GTPase activator activity. The record is from RefSeq and is a predicted model, not a curated record. The transcript has 16 exons. Gene Ontology annotation, biological process: COPI coating of Golgi vesicle. Lineage: Eukaryota; Metazoa; Chordata; Actinopteri; Siluriformes; Pangasiidae. Bases 190 to 1737 code for a protein of 515 amino acids.
AGGCUAGUGGCUUGAGUGUAGAAAGCGAAGCGUGCAUCAGAUUGGAGCACAGCCCCUGUUCAGUACAGAGUGAGCAGUUUAGGAUGCAGCCUUUCUUUUGACGUUGAAUACGGAAGUGAAGUCCUGCUUCAGUGUUUUUCCUGCUUCAUUCCUGACAGGUGAAAGCGUCUUCAUCAACAGGUGACAAACAUGACAGAACCCAGCAAGCACGACAUUUCUGCCAUCUUCAAGCGACUACGAGCCAUUCCUACGAAUAAGGCCUGUUUUGACUGCUCUGCGAAGAACCCAAGCUGGGCCAGCAUCACCUAUGGUGUGUUCCUGUGUAUUGACUGCUCGGGAACACACCGUUCUCUAGGAGUGCAUCUGUCCUUUAUCAGAUCUACUGAACUGGAUUCCAACUGGUCCUGGUUUCAGCUGCGUUGCAUGCAAGUUGGAGGGAAUGCCAGCGCUUCUGCCUUUUUUAACCAGCAUGGUUGCACUGCCAGUGAAACCAAUGCCAAAUAUAACAGCCGUGCAGCCCAGCUCUAUAGAGAGAAGAUCAAGACUUUGGCUGCCCAGGCCACCAGACAGCAUGGCACUGAGCUCUGGCUAGACAGUCAGGGUCCUCUCUCCCCUACAUCUCCUGGGGACAAGCAGGUCGACUUCUUCAGCCAGCACACGCAGAAUGAUGGAAGCUCCUUUCAGCAAAAUCUUAAUCAACCACAGGAAAUGACUUUGCAAGACAAAAAUAAUAAUGACAAUCAAGAAGGCCCUUCCACUGAGCUUCUCAGUGCUUCUCCAAAAGCUGUUCUAGAGCCUUCUCUAAUCAAAAAGAAGCCUGCAGCAGCCAAAAAAACGCUGGGUGCUAAAAAAGGAGGUCUGGGGGCUCAGAAAGUAAGCAGCCAGAGUUUCUCAGUGCAGGAGAAGAGAGCUCAGGCUGUGGACAAACUACGUGAAGAGUCAGCCACUGAGAAGAGUACCAAGCCUGAAGAGCCAGUUGUGACAUCUCUGAGGCUGGCCUAUCAGGAUCUGGAGCUCCAGAGAAAGAGGGAUGAGGAGAAGAUGCGAGGGCUCGAGGGCAAGAAGAAGGAGCAGGCAGAGAGGCUGGGGAUGGGUUUCUCCAGCAGGAGUGGAGUGUCUCACUCUGUCCUGGCUGACAUGCAGACGAUUCAGCAGGAGACUCCGACUUUGGCCCAGUCUUCCUCUCGUUCCAGGAAGUACAGCGAGGAUGAUGAGGAGGAAGAGGGAUAUUUCUUCAUCAGAACCUCCUCCAAGUUUACUAAUGAUGAGCCCCAGUCAUCUGACCAGUUCUUCUCCCAGUGGGAGGACAUCAAGAAGAAAGAAAGCAAGAAACCAGAGCCUGAUAUUUAUUUGAGCUCCAAGACAUCAUCAUUUGAAGACAGGACUACGGCGAGGAGAAAAGCAGAGCCCGGGCCGUUACCUGUCUCUGAUGAUGCCCAGAAGAAAUUUGGUGGUGCAAAAGCCAUCUCCUCUGACAUGUUCUUUGGUAAACAAGACAACUCUGAGUAUGAAGCAAGGACUCGACUGGAGCGUUUCUCCAGCAGCUCAGCCAUUAGUUCAGCAGAUCUGUUUGACGAGCAGAAGAAACAGACAGGCAGUUCAUACAGCCUGAGCAGCGUGCUGCCCAGUGCUCCGGAUAUGACCCAGCUGAAGAUGGGGGUCCGCACUGUGGCUGGCAAACUGUCUGUCAUGGCCAGUGGAGUGGUUUCAACUAUACAGGAUCGCUACAGCACAUGAGCAUAUAGAGUAUAGGGAAGGAUUCAGGAGGACUCCUUAAGACAGCCUCUCAGCAUAAAGGAGAGAAACUGUAUGCCUGUGUGUGUAGGUCCCAAAUGCAUUACAAUCAGAUAUAAUGCAUAUAUGUAGCUUCAUUGAAUAGAUAUGUAGAUGGUCAAUUACACAUAGAGUUAAACCCCCGGCUGUUGGGAACUGAAGUGAAGGGCAACUCGAAUAGCUUCUGGGGGUUUCCCCUAUAAAAUUGACAUUGGGUUUGUGGGCACUUUUUGUUAAAUGAUAAAAAGCUUAUAUAUAUAUAUAUAUAUAUAUAUAUAUAUGCCUUGCUUUUUGUAAAUAUCUGUGCAUUGUUUACAUUUUGCUUUUGAAACUGUUACAUAUGGAUUAUGCCAGAUUGAUUUCAUUUUUAAAAAGUAUGCUGAUCAGAAUGGAUCUUGGGUUUGAACAGCUUUAUUUUUGUAGGUGUUCUUAUAUCUGUGGAUCAUAGAGAGAAACACAGUGCUAAAUAUGAUUGGAUGUACUAUAUGUUAUAUGUGCCUUCUGUUAGUUGGCACUGUGGGGUUUAUGCCAUUUAUUUACACAAACAUUGAGUUAACAGGCACCUUAUGAUCCAAUAUUUGAUGUCUAUUUAUGGGUGUGAGACAGAGGAGCCCAACUGUGGUCCUGCAUGUCUGUACUCACGAGUUUAGUGAUUUGCUUGCUUUAAAGCACCUACUAAACUUGGUCCUGGUCCUGAACCGAAGACCCGAAUCCACUCUCAAACCUGCAGGACCAGAGUUGGGUUCUCUGUAUAUGGAUUCAUUUUGAUUUAAGGUGAUACAAAUUGACAUAUUAGAGGCUGUUCACACCUGGUCGUUUCCUGCAUUUUGUAUAUGGAUUAUAACUACAUGCAUUUACACAUUGCCAGAUUUACAGUUAUCCAGUUUGCAGUGUCUACCAACUUCAUGUGUCAUUGCUUAGUUUUAGUUCUUUCACCCAAAAGAUAUCUGCUUGAAAAUCGUAAUUUUGCAUGCUUUUUUAUUUCCUUAACAGCCCCAAAUUUGGCAAUUAUUGACCACUUGUGUUAUGAUGUAUGAGAAAUGUAAUGUAAUGUAUUAGAAAGGGUUAGGAAGGUGCAUUUACAAUUGCAUAAUAUCUAUACAAUCUAUCUUAAAUGCAUCUCAUACUUUAAGGUAUGGUUUGAGUGAUCAGAUUUGAAUCUGAGUUAAAUGUAUCUUAGGUGCAUUAACAUUUUCAUUUGCAUGUAGUUAAUACAAAUCGGGAAUAUAGUUCUGAACCUUCAGAUGCGUGAAAUGACCAAGUGUAAAUAGGCUCUCAGAUUAUUCAUGUCAACUGCCUGUUUUUUGAAGUUGGAGAAUGUUUCUGUUUAUGUUUGCUUCACUAUCUUUUGUUUAUACUGAUAGAUUCAGCCAUUAGUUUGCAUGGGCUUUUGAUUUGUAAGCUACUUUAUGCACUACAAAUGAUCAAGAAUGGUAAAAGGCUAAAUUGUAUACACGUUAUGCUGAAGAAAUCUUAAAUACAGUGAAUGCUGCAUAGAAAACACAAUUUCUUCUAAGAAGAAAGACUGAAAAAUGUGUGGAAGAUAUAAUUUAGAAGCAAUUUGUAGCUUUAUGCUUUACCCAAAGUAAGCUGGCAAACAGCAUUUGCACUACAUAGGGAGAACAUUUGUUCAUAGAGUGCAAAGACUAUUCAUGCCAUUGCAAUUAUAAUAAUGGAAUAUUUGAAUUUUGCUUUGAUCAAUAAAACUUUACUUUUUGUGCAAA